This is a messenger RNA of Auxenochlorella protothecoides, 531 nucleotides long. Its product is annotated as Chlorophyll a-b binding protein 4, chloroplastic. The transcript is spliced from 3 exons. NCBI's taxonomy places the organism in Eukaryota, Viridiplantae, Chlorophyta, Trebouxiophyceae, Chlorellales, Chlorellaceae. Gene Ontology annotation, cellular component: membrane. Gene Ontology annotation, biological process: response to light stimulus; photosynthesis, light harvesting in photosystem I. Bases 1 to 531 code for a protein of 176 amino acids. The record is from RefSeq and is a predicted model, not a curated record.
AUGGACACGAAAUGCCAGAGUAUCUUUGUCACAGACUUUGGCUUCGACCCCCUGAACCUGGGCAACAGCCCCGACCGCCUCAAGUGGUUUGCUGAGGGCGAGCGGAUCAACGGCCGCUGGGCCAUGGCUGCGGUGGCAGGAAUCCUGGGCGUAGACCUCCUGGGCAGGCCUGCGUGGUUUGAGGCCGGGGCCCUGGACUACUGGAUGCCGGCCAAGCCGCUCUUGGCCAUCGAGUUCCUGACCCUGGGCUUCCUGGAGCUCAAGCGCUACCAGGGCUGGAAGGAGACCGGGUCCAGCGGCUUCCUGAACAGCUUCCCCUUUGACCCUGCAGGCCUGGACUCCCCCUCCAUGCGGCUGAAGGAGAUCAAGAACGGCAGGCUGGCCAUGAUUGCCUUCAUCGGCUUUGUGGCCCAGGCGACCGUGACGCGGCAAACCCCCCUCCAGAACCUCACCGCGCACCUUUCCUCACCGUUUGAUAACAACAUCCUCACCUCUGUGGCCAACCUGCCCAGCACCCUGCCAGGCGCCUGA